AUGUCGGGCCUGUUCGCCGCAGCCUUGAGGAAAUCUCGUCGCCUGUCGCUGCCCUUUGUCCGUUCCGCCAAGGAGCGCCGUCGAGCCGAGGAGGCCGCCGCCGCCGCCGAGGCCGCCAGCGUGCUCACCCUCGGCUGCCUCGUCGAGACGCCCUCGAUCGUCUUCUACGACGAGCCCCAACGCAGCACCGGCGCCUUGCUCUCGGGCGAGGUCUCCAUCGACGUGCACGACGCCGCCGUCACCGUCGACCGCCUCGACGCCACGCUCGCCCUGCACACGGUCCAGAAGCGGCCCUUUCAAGGCCACUGCGCCGGCUGCCAGACCCAGGUCCACGACCUCGCCAGGUGGUGCCUCGUCGACCAACCCUGCGGCUUCCGCCGAGGCCGCCACCAGUUUCCUCUGAGCACCCAUCUCUCGGGCACCCUCCCCGCCGCUCUUGACACGCCCGUCUUCUCCGUCGCCUACCGCCUCAAGGUCGACGCCCUCGUCUCGCGCAAGGACGCGCCCCCCAUCCGCUACAGCCUCGAGCGCCUCCUGCCCGUCAACCGCUCCCUCCCCCAUCGCCUCUACCCGCUGCUCGCGACGCGCGUCUUCCCGCCCACGUCCAUCCGGGCGAGGGCCGAGUGCCACGCCGUCAUCCACCCCGACGUCGCCAACAAGCUGUCGCUCCACCUCGACGGCCUCGUCUCCGAGCCCGACAAGUUCCACAUGGUCGACCUCUGGAAGCUCAGGAGGCUGACGUGGAAGCUCGAGGAGACGAUCCGCACCACGGCCCCCGCUUGCCCGAGGCAUGCCCCGAGCGCCCGCUGGAUCAGCGUCGACGAGAACGGCGCCUUCCGCAAGGGCCUCGUCCGCUCCGAGACGCGCGUCGUCGGCGACAAGGUGCUCCUCGACGGUUGGAAGGCCAACUACGCCGACGCCCGCGGCACCGUCGACGUCGACCUUGACUUUGGCACCAACAAGCACGUCGUCGCCAAGCCCCCCGCCACCCCGUCGCCUCGACCCUACGCCUGCGACCUGUCCUCGGCCGGCACCCGCAUCACGCACGCCCUGCAGCUCGAGAUGAUCGUCUCCAAGGAGUUUGCCCCCGAGGGCAAGCUUCACAAGACGACGACGACGGGCGUCGGCCGCGUCCUGCGCAUGGCCUUGGACGUCGUCCUCACCGAGCGCCCCGGCGUCGGCGUCAGCUGGGACCUCGAGGCUCCACCCGUCUACGAGGAGGUGUCGCCGAGCCCUCCCGUCUACACCUCGGCCGCCUGCCGCCCACCUCCGGCACCCCCGGUCCGCUCCGAGAAUGCAAUCGUCGCCGGCCAGCGCUCGUAG
Messenger RNA from Drechmeria coniospora, 1323 nucleotides. RefSeq lists its product as uncharacterized. The transcript has a single exon. NCBI's taxonomy places the organism in Eukaryota, Fungi, Ascomycota, Sordariomycetes, Hypocreales, Ophiocordycipitaceae. Bases 1 to 1323 code for a protein of 440 amino acids. The record is from RefSeq and is a predicted model, not a curated record.